Thunnus maccoyii (southern bluefin tuna) is the source of this 4164-nucleotide messenger RNA. Its product is annotated as huntingtin-interacting protein 1-related protein-like. NCBI's taxonomy places the organism in Eukaryota, Metazoa, Chordata, Actinopteri, Scombriformes, Scombridae. Bases 65 to 3934 code for a protein of 1289 amino acids. Gene Ontology annotation, cellular component: clathrin-coated vesicle; actin cortical patch. The record is from RefSeq and is a predicted model, not a curated record. Gene Ontology annotation, biological process: actin filament organization; clathrin coat assembly; endocytosis. The transcript has 33 exons. Gene Ontology annotation, molecular function: clathrin-cargo adaptor activity; actin filament binding; phosphatidylinositol-3,4-bisphosphate binding.
GCAGUCACACCACGGUGGAUUCAUACUUGUCUGACUUGUAGUUGGUGUGGAGUGAAGUAACAACAUGAGCAAAACCAAGAAUAAAAGUGACAAUAAGACGGAAAAAGCUUUGGCUGCGGAGAAGGAGCAGUUUGGUAAACAACAGCUCCACAGCAUCAGCAAAACUCUCACCUCAGGUGAAACACCUCCCAAAGAGAAAUAUGUGCGCAAUAUCAUCAUGGGAACAUUUAAGGAAGGUGGAGCUACCACCUUCUGGUCCUACACCCUGAACCUGCCGCUGUCCAGCAACUCCAUGAUCAGCUGGAAGUUCUGCUACCUGCUGCACAAAGUUCUCAGGGACGGACACAAAAAUUCUGUUAACGAUAGUCACAGAUACUGCCGCAAUGUGAAAGAUAUGGGCGUCCUCUGGGGAAACUUGCAUGAUCGAUACGGUCACAUCGUCGCUUUAUCUGCCAAAUUCCUCUGCCUCAAAAUGGAGUUUCAUAAAAAGCACAAGGUGAUUCCAGGCAAUCUGGAGGCCACAGAUGAGACUUUAGAGAAGGAAGCAGGAAGUGACAUGAACAAAGUGUUGGAUAUGACACAGGAACUGUUGGAUUACAUGGAUGCUGGACUGAAGAUGGCUGAAACAGUUCUGCGUCAGCUGGAUGCCAACGCAGCCAAAUCUACGACUCCAGCCGGACAGUGCAGGCUGACGCCUCUGAUCCCGCUCCUACUGGACUGCAGCUUCCUCUACCACUUCUCUGUCCGCCUGAUGUUCAAACUUCACAGCCGCAUCGCUCCAGAUGUUCUUCUCGGACAUAGAGAACGUUUCCGUGACCUGUUUACAAGCCUGACGCAGUUCUUCGACAGAGCCAGAGAAAUGGAGUUCUUUAAAAGUAUCAUCCAGAUCCCAGAUCUCCCAGAUGAACCUCCGAACUUCCUCCGUGCCGCUGCCCUGGCUGAGUAUAAGAAGCCGGUGGUGGUGAUGCCCAACGAGGAGCGUCACGAUGAGGAGGAGGUGGAGGUGCAACCGGAGUUCAGGGAAGCGCCACCGAUGCCACAGUACUUUCUGCUCAGCCAAAUGGGAGCACCUGAUGCUGCAGCGGAGCAGAGGGAAACAGAGACUGAGGCUCUGAGGAGGGAGCUGGAGGUGCUCAAACCUGAGCUGCAGCUUAUCAAGAGUGAGGCUCAGAGGUGUGUAACUGAGUUAAAAUCUCAAGUGAACCGUCUGGAAGCUGAAGUCGAGGAUCAGCGUACCCACAAACAGAUUGCCAUGGUGGAAAAUGAACACCUGCGGAUGGAAGUGGAGGCGUUACGCUGCGCCAAUGUCGCCAACGUCGGGGCACAGAUUGGAUUCAAGGAAGCAGAUAGUAGAGCUCAGGCCGCAGAGAUUCGUUUUUCUCAACUCAAAGAAAGACACGCGGAGCUCGUUACCGGUCAUGCUGACCUCAUGAAGAAGAACGCAGACACGGUGAAGUUGCUGAACAUUACAAAACAAGACCAGGACGAUAUGCGUAGAAUCAAACAGCAGCUUGAAAACGAGCUGGAAAACCUCCGACAGGAGAGGGGAAACAUGAUGAAUCAUCAGCAGCAGGAGGUCGACCGCCUGAAUAAAGAACUACUGGAGCAAAGAGCAGAGCUGUCUAUCCUUCGCAGCACCCUCGACAAUAAGGAGAUGGAGGGAUCCCAGGCGAGCAGCAGCCUGGCAGCUCUGCAGGCGGAGCGCGACGUGCUGCUGCGCUCUGCCAGAGAAAAGGACGCAGAGCUUUUCUCGCUGAGACAACAGAGUCAGCAGCAGCAGAGCUGUCUGGACCUGGAGAGAGACCGGCUCAACAGAGAGCUGGAGGCUCUCAGGGCUCAGCUGCAGCAGCAGCUCGCCAUCAACGCAGAGCAGAAACUAGAGAUCGACAGGCUGAGACGAGAACUCGACUCGACACGAGCUGAGCUGUCACGUGCAAACAGCUCCCUGCAAAGCAAAGAAAUGAGCGGCACCCAGCUGAGCGGCACGGUCGCAGGGCUGCAGGCGGAGAGGGAGAGGCUGCUGCGCUCAGCAAGGGAGCAGGAGGCCGAGCUGAACUCCCUCAGACAACAAGCUCAGCUCCAGCAGAGCUCCGUGGAGCAGGAGAGGCAGAGGAGCAGCAUGGAGCUGGGAAACCUGCACGCCCAGUUACAGCAGCAGGCCUGUCGUGAAGGUGAACUGGCCCAGAAGCUGCAGGAGGAGCAGUUCUGUCUGCUGCAGUGUGCGGUGGUGGAGGCUGAGGGCAUCAUACUGGACGCUGUGGCAAAACUGGACGACCCCAUACAUGUCCGCUGCAUCAGCUCACCCGAUUAUCUGGUGAAUCGAGCUGAAAUCACUCUCGGUUCGAUCGAUAAGAUGCAGCAGAGCCACGUGGUCUACCUGGGAAACAUGAACGACGCCAGCGGCUUGUUGAGAGCCGUCACGCAGUUCUCUCAUCUCGCCGCUGACACCAUCGUCAACGGAGCCGCGACGUCUCACUCUGCUCCCACCGACCAGGCCGACCGUUUAACUGACAGCUGUCGGGAUUGUGCCAAUAACUGCCUCCAGUUCUUGAAGGAUUUGAAGCUCCAGGCCAGUUUACAGAGAGCGGAUCCCGCCGCCGUACGCUACACUGUUCAACGCAUCCUCCAUUUAGGACAGGAGCUACGUCCCAAAGGACAGGACGUGCUGAAGGAAGAGCUGGGAAACAUGGUGGAUAAAGAGAUGAUCGCUACAUCUACUGCUAUAGAAGAGGCUGUGCUGCGAAUGGACGAGAUAAUGAAUCAGGCGAAGAGAGACACUACUGGUGUUAAGCUGGAGGUCAAUCAGAGCAUCCUGGGAUCCUGUUCAGACCUGAUGAAGGCUGUUCAUAUGCUGGUGAUGGCUGCUACAGAUUUACAAAAAGACAUUGUGGAAGGAGGCAGGGGAGCCGCUUCUGUUACUGAAUUUUACGCCAAAAACUCUCGCUGGACAGAAGGACUCAUCUCUGCGUCUAAGGCCGUGGGCUGGGGCGCCACACAGCUGCUAGAGUCAGCUGACCGCGUCGUUGGUGAACAAGGUACAUACGAGGAGCUCAUCGCCUGCUCGCAUGAGAUCGCUGCCAGCACCGCACAGCUGGUCGCCGCCUCAAAGGUGAAAGCCGACCGCAACAACAAGAAGCUGUUCACCGUGCAGCAGGCGUCACGCCACGUUAAUGACAUGGCCGCCGUGGUCGUCACCUCCACCAAACACGGGCAGCAGCAGAUCUCCGACCAAGGUGUGAUGGACUUCUCUGGCAUGUCUCUGAUCAAGCUGAAAAAAGAGGAGAUGGAAGCUCAGGUGAAGGUUCUGCAGCUGGAGAGCCAGCUGGAGCAGGAGCGAGUCCGUCUGGGGGAGCUGAGGAAGAAGCACUACGAUCUCAGCGCCUCUGGGAACGCCGACGACGCAUCGGACGAAGCCGAUAGCUUCCCGCCUCCGCCGCCGCCUACUCUACUGGACCCCGCGCCCUUACCUCCGUCCUUCCAACACACGCAGCCUUACGUCAACACACAAACCAAUCCGUUCGCUCCUGCUCAGACACAAUCUCAGUUCUCACUGCCUCAGUCUUACACACCGACAAACACCUUCUCACAGACGCAAAGCUACACGCCUGUUCAAUCCUACACGCCUGCUCAGACCUACACGCCACCUCAGACCUACACGCCUCCUCAAUCCUACACACCUUCUCAAUCCUACACCUCUUCCCAUCCUUACGUCCCAUCUCAGCCUUUCACACCAAACCCAACCCAAAGUUACCUAAAACCUCAGUCCUAUUCACCGUCACAACCCUCGUCCAGCGUCUCUCAGCCUCAGACGACCCCACAGAGCAACACGGACGCCGCCAAACCGGCCUCGAGGAAACCAAACAUCUUCACCAAAUCCGGAAACCUGCUGAAGAACGCGUUCAGACGAGGUGAAACUGGAACUGGGGAAUCUUGAAGCCUGACUGACGAAGACCAAAGGAAAAAUAUAAAAGUCCUUUAAUAUGUUGAAGACAUUGACUUUAACCUGAUUUUAUCUCUGGCUGGUUACAGGUGUUACAACUGUUUAAUAUCAGUUAAAUGUACAAAUGAAACAGUAAUAUUAUAUUUUAUAAUCAAACUGAAGCCUAUAUUAUGUCACUAAUUGUUGUUAUAUACAGACUUGAUUCAUUAAAAUCCAUAAAAUCA